Molecule: messenger RNA, 752 nt
Organism: Musca domestica (house fly)
Lineage: Eukaryota; Metazoa; Arthropoda; Insecta; Diptera; Muscidae
Product: histone H1-like
Exons: 1
Coding region: 69-752 (227 amino acids)
Biological process (GO): chromosome condensation; nucleosome assembly; negative regulation of DNA recombination
Cellular component (GO): nucleus; nucleosome
Molecular function (GO): double-stranded DNA binding; nucleosomal DNA binding; structural constituent of chromatin
Source: RefSeq, a predicted model, not a curated record
AAUAGUACACAUAAAUUUGUGAGUGUAUUUGUGUUAACAGUGAAAUAUAAACCAAACAGUGAAUAACCAUGUCUGACGCCGCCGUUGUUGAAGCCACCGCCUCCCCAGUUGCCGCUGUUGAGAAAAAGGCACCAAAAAAAGCCGCUGCCAAAGCAAAGAAGCCAUCAGCUGCCCCUACCCACCCUCCAACCCAGCAAAUGGUUGAUGCCGCCAUCAAGACCCUGAAGGAACGUGGAGGUUCAUCAUUGCUCGCCAUCAAGAAAUACUUGGACAGCACCUACAAAGUAGAUGCCCAAAAAUUGGCCCCCUUCAUCAAGAAGUACUUGAAAGGUGCCGUUGCCAGUGGAAAAUUGAUCCAAACUAAAGGUAAGGGUGCUUCUGGUUCAUUCAAAUUGUCUGCUUCGGCCUCCAAGGAACCCAAAGCCAAGACUGCUGAAAAGAAGAAGAAGGCCCCAGCCGCUGGUGACAAAAAGAAGAAGGCUGCCGCCCCUAAAAAGGCCGCUGGUGAGAAGAAGGCAGCUGCCAAAAAACCCUCUGCCGCCAAGAAGACCGCUGAAAAGAAGAAGGCCGACAAAACAAAGGCAAAGGCUGCCAAGAAAACCGGUACAGUUAAAGCUAAACCAGCAAAGACUGCCGCCAAAGCAUCUGCCACUAAACCAAAGGCACCCAAGGCAAAAACUGCAGCUGCUAAGCCCAAAAAAGCCGCAGCAGCGAAGAAGCCAGCUGCUAAGAAAGCCGCCACCAAGAAGUAA